Molecule: messenger RNA, 120 nt
Organism: Dentiscutata erythropus
Lineage: Eukaryota; Fungi; Glomeromycota; Glomeromycetes; Diversisporales; Gigasporaceae
Source: the annotation of a GenBank genome assembly
GAUUCUUCUCCCUCAGCACCACCUAAAAAAUAUCACUCGCAACAAGUUAUUUGGAUUGAAGAUGGUGGAGAAGAACUAUGGGCACCUAGUUUAAAUUAUACUUUGAAUGAUAAUGAAUUU